UUAACUUUAAUUAAUAUAAAAGAAAAAUACCUUAAAAGCAUGUAAUGGGUAUUAGUUUAAUACUGUUUUAUUGUAAGCAUUAUUCAAUGGACUCGAGUCCACAUAAACUGAAAGUAAGCUAUGUAUUAAUAAGCCCACUGUAAAAAAAAUUACGGCGUAUCGAUAUCAAAUGUAAAACUUUUAGACAAUGGAAACUAAAUUGUAAUGUGUUACCAUAUUAAAAACUUCAACAGGUUGUCCCUCUUGGCUGUCAUGUCGACGAGGAAACAGGUGAAGUUAUUUAACUGUAAAAUUUUACGAGAGGGUCUUGAGACAAUUAAAAGAUGCUGUCACUGAAGAUCCUUGUCAAAACACCAAAAGCAGUCACGAGGAAACUUCUAUAUGCGCUCAUUUGCAUUAAGUGCAACUGUUUACGGAGCCGAUUGGCUGCUACAGCGGCAAAGUUCCCGCCUCCAGUCCAGCGGCGCCACUGUAUUGGCUGCCCCGUUCGCCUGUCACCGGGACAUCAGUAGAGGCACGAGUUCGCGCUGCACUCGCUGAAAGUGCGAUCAGUUUCAGCCGCGUAGUGGAACUCAGCGAGACCUGAUGCACAAGUCAAGGCGACGCGCAGCAGAGAUGAAGCCGGAUUGGCUCUGAUUUUUAAAAGCCCUUUCAUUCAAGAGGCUGUCCAUUAUCAACAUGGCAGAACCGUCGGUUCCAGUACCCCCUCGAAAAAUGGCGUCACUCAGCCGGGUCCGAGCCUUUACUCUGAUUUUCUUAACUGCAAGCAGUUGUUUAAUUACUCCCACAAGUGGCAAGGAAGGAGGGGGAGAGGAGACGGUCAUCAUCGGGCUGCGGCUGGAGGACACGGACGACAUUUCCUUCAUGGACAGGGGCUUUUUGCGGGUCAGCGAGAGGUCUCGGGUGAGAUUGAGGGUGUACGGGCAAAACAUCAACAACGAGACUUGGUCCAAAAUCGCAUUUACGGAGCACGAGAGGAGCCGAGUGAUCGGCAACAUCGACAGCUCUUCGGGGGACAACCAGAGUCAGGAGGACACGUCGGGCUUGCACCCCUGCGGCAUCAGAACUUCGGAUAUUCUGAUCUUGCCCAACAUCGUUUUAAACCGCAAGACGUCUGGCACCGUGGAGAUAGAGGUCAAACCUCUGCGAAAGACUGAGCGGAGCAAAGCGUACUACCUGUGCAUCGCCACCUCCACACCUGCUGUGGCCGGAGCGCACGACCCGUGGACCGAGAACACGUGGAUCUAUCACGAUGGAGAGGACACCAAAGUGAUCGUGGUGGAGGAGAAAAAGUUCCUGCUGCCCUUCUGGCUCCAGGUCAUCUUCAUUUCUAUGCUGCUCUGCCUCUCGGGCAUGUUCAGCGGCUUGAACUUGGGGCUGAUGGCGCUGGACCCCAUGGAGCUGCAGAUCGUCCAGAACUGCGGGACGGAGAAGGAGAAGAACUACGCGAGGAAAAUCGAGCCCGUGAGGAGCCAGGGGAACUACCUGCUCUGCUCGCUUCUUCUGGGCAAUGUUCUGGUCAACACCACCUUGACUAUUCUGCUGGAUGACAUCGCCGGCUCUGGAUUGAUAGCUGUAGUGAUGUCCACCAUCGGCAUCGUGAUAUUUGGGGAGAUUGUGCCCCAAGCCAUAUGCUCACGACACGGUCUCGCUGUGGGUGCGAAUACAAUCUUCUUGACCAAAUUCUUCAUGCUGCUCACUUUCCCCGCGUCCUAUCCGGUAAGUAAGCUGCUCGAUUAUCUCCUCGGGCAGGAGAUCGGCACGGUGUACAACCGGGAGAAGCUCUUGGAGAUGUUGAGGGUCACGGACCCGUAUAAUGACUUGGUGAAAGAGGAGCUGAACAUCAUCCAGGGCGCGCUGGAGCUAAGGACUAAGACAGUGGAAGAUGUGAUGACCCCGCUACGCGACUGCUUCAUGAUCACCGGGGACGCGACGCUUGACUUCAACAGCAUGAGUGAGAUCAUGGAGAGCGGCUACACGCGCAUUCCGGUGUUCGAGGGCGACAGGUCCAACAUCGUGGACCUGCUGUUCGUCAAGGACCUGGCCUUUGUGGAUCCCGACGACUGCACCCCGCUGAAGACGAUAACCAAGUUCUACAGCCAUCCGUUGCAUUUCGUCUUCAAUGACACCAAACUCGACGCGAUGCUGGAGGAGUUCAAGAAAGGUAAAUCUCACUUGGCAAUAGUCCAGCGGGUCAACAACGAAGGAGAAGGUGAUCCAUUCUAUGAAGUGCUUGGCAUCGUCACCCUGGAGGACGUCAUUGAAGAAAUCAUCAAGUCUGAAAUCCUGGAUGAGACAGACUUAUAUACUGACAACAAAACAAAAAAGAAAAUCACCCAUCGAGAGAGGAAGCAGGAUUUCUCAGCUUUCAAGCACAUGGACAAUGAAAUGAAGGUUAAAAUAUCACCUCAGCUUCUACUGGCUACUCUACGUUUCCUAGCAACAGAAGUUGAGCCAUUCAGUCCCAGCCAGAUGUCCGAAAAGAUCCUUCUGCGUCUCCUCAAACACCCCAAUGUCAUCCAGGAGGUCAAAUAUAAUGACAAGAAUAAAAAGGCCAUCGAACAUUACCUCUUCCACCGCAACAAGCCUGUGGACUAUUUCAUCCUCGUCCUGCAGGGGAAAGUGGAGGUGGAGGCAGGCAAGGAGGGACUGAGGUUUGAAGCUGGAGCUUUCUCUUCAUAUGGGAUGAUGGCUCUCACUGCUUCUCCAGUCCCUCUCUCGCUUUCUCGUACCUUUGUGGUCAGUAGGGCUGAGUCUGUGGCUGGAUCUCCAGGUAUAGAAAACAAAUCCCCACCUCGAUCAUUUGGACUGAAUCAUUCUGACUCAUUAAAUCGUAGUGAGCGAAUUGAAGUCAUCACACCUUCACUGGGCAGCAGUAACAACCAGCUCAACGCCUUCCUGCAAAUCUAUGUGCCAGACUAUUCUGUCAGAGCUGUGUCAGACGUACAGUACAUUAAGGUAACGCGACAGCAGUAUCAAAAUGCCGUCAUGGCCUCACGCAUAGACAAAACCCCACAGUCCUCAGAGAGCGAGUACACCAAAAUCGAAAUGGCUUUGACAGAGCUCCACGAUGGACUGACCGAUGAAACCACCACGCUGUUCAACCAGACACAGAACUGCGUCGUCCACAACAAGUCCAACCACACAGGCCACAGCGAGGGUCCCAUCUAGCCCUCAGCGGGGUGGUGGGGAAACACCACCCCAAACCGAUAUAAACUAACAGUGCAGUACUACUGGGGCUUAAGCUUGGGUUGACCCGACGCAAUAUGGAAUAGUCCAGUGACCCGCUUCGGACCCCUUCAUCCUGAUAAACCGCAGUGUUUAUGUCCCCCAGACCAAAGAGUUUGGAGGAUGGACAUUGUUGUGCUCGGAUGAGCCCCUCCAGCUACACUCAGACUGUCCCGCGAUGUUCACAAACACAAAAGACGUACUCCAGACAGAUGUAAUAGGGUGAAUCAAAGACUGUUCCAAAUACCGCUUUGAAGGAAACCAUGAACCAAGAGCAUUCUACUCACAUAUUUAUUUAUUUUUUAUGCAUUUGUAUAUAUGUGCGUGUCUGAGGAUAUAAUUGUUGGCACAUGCAAACCUGUCUGUAAAUUGUGCAUGUGUAUGUGUGUGCCUCUAUGAGUGUCACAUGCUAUAUAUAUAUACAGUUACAGAUACAUCAUUGUAUAUGUACUGGUGAGGGUCUUUUACAUGUAUAUUUCAGAAAUGCUUAUUUCUACUGUCCUAAAUCUGGUAUAUCCCUUUUAGACCUUUUUUUUGUUUGUUAAAAAUAUAUAUAUAUGAAUCAUUAUGUUGCCUUUAAAAAUCAUAUUAAUUUUUAACAAGUGCAAUGAAACAUUUUAUUUAAAAGAUGAUUUAUCAUGAUUACUGUAUUGUAAAUUAUAGAUCUGUUUGUAUCUAUUCUAUUUUAUCACGUUUGUAUAUUUGUUCGCAGAUAUUUCGGAUUCACUUCCAAGGAUAAACAGGUCUUUUUUUUUUUGUCUGCUUUAAAAGUUGAAUUCUAUCAAAGGCACAAUAAUUUUACAUUUAAAGCCGAACAUGUUUUUAUUUAAACUAAAUGACAGACCUGUCAGGACUUUAUGCAAGGGAGAAUCGAUAUGCAUCCGUGCGAUUCCUAACCGAAUUCAGGCCGUAACAUAAAGAGUCAUUAAAAGAACUACUACAUUAAAUCAUCUGUAAGAGAGAUUCCAAUGUGUUUAAAAUGGCUGCAUGUGUGUGUAAUACCUUUGUGUCUCUAACACUGAUUUCAGUGGUUAUUUAUAUGACGAUGGAAACUCUUGCUAUGCAUACAGUUGUCUUUGAAUUGAACAUCAUGUUAUCGUUUUGUUAAUGAUGUACCAUAUUUUUUUUUGAAAGGUGACAUUAAUUGUCACAUUUGACUAUUAUUUGAACAAUCCCAAAUCCAUUCCUGUGAUUAUUCCUAUAUAAAUGUGGCAGCUGCAUGACCCUGUUUCUACAAUGUCAGACUUUGUGGUAAAUCUGAUUCAGGCAGCUUUUAAUACUUCACCCUAGAUGUUUGGUUUUUUUUUUUUUUUCGUUUUUGUCUUUCAAUGGCAACUUGAACCACUCCAGAUAAAUAAGAGGAAUGCAUUGCUUGUUGUAUUCUAUUAUUUAUACAUGGGUCAGUACCACCAACAUCCACUACUUGGCACUACGGUCUAACAAUUUAGCCAAACUAAACCUUGACAAGGUUAUAAUCUUACAACUGAUGCUCUUUAUACCAAAGAUUUUACUGAAGAGGUGUGAUCAGAGAUUGUUGGGCUUUAUUUAGUGAUAAAGCCAGGAUUGAUUUGUUUUUUCCCUAGACAGACGCUCUUGUGGGGUUAAAUACAUUUUUGUUUUCUAAUUUGCUUUGUCAAUGAAUUGUAGCUACUUUGUAACUAAAAUGUAAACUUAGGGAGGAAAACAGUCUAGAGAAAGUGCUAUUAAACAUUCAUCAGUUUCA
Molecule: messenger RNA, 4951 nt
Organism: Danio rerio (zebrafish)
Lineage: Eukaryota; Metazoa; Chordata; Actinopteri; Cypriniformes; Danionidae
Source: RefSeq, a predicted model, not a curated record